Messenger RNA from Neurospora tetraspora, 635 nucleotides. RefSeq lists its product as uncharacterized. The transcript has 3 exons. Bases 252 to 635 code for a protein of 127 amino acids. The record is from RefSeq and is a predicted model, not a curated record. Lineage: Eukaryota; Fungi; Ascomycota; Sordariomycetes; Sordariales; Sordariaceae.
CCCCUCGUCUCGGAACUGUUCGGCAACUCCUACGUCAGAGCAAUUCAGAAGAUAAGGGUGGGGAUUGGAUGAACUGUUCGGCAACUCCUACGUGAGUACGAGCAAUUCAGAAGAGGGGGAAGGAAUCUCCUAUUUAUGUCUCACUACACCGUGUUCUUCACCUGAUUGCUUUUUCGCAACUUCUCUUUCUUUCCGCAAUUGCACAACCUUCAUCUGAAUUUCUGACUUAUACCUCCUACUCGAUAAUCACCAUGGGUUUCUUCGGUUUCGACGAAGCCAAAGAGGCACACUCCCAACUCUACGACGACGACGACAACACCAACCCAAAGUUCUCGCAUGAGCUUCUCGGCGGCGCCGCCGCCUUCGAGGCCAUGCAUAUGUGGGAGAAAGAACAGCGGCGCGAGGGUAGACCCGUCUCCCACGGCGUGGCCAAGGAGGCGCUUGCUGCCCUGGCCGGGGCGGAAGUCGAAAAGGUGAUUGAGCGGAAGGGUCUGGAGAGACAUGUGGACCGCGAGGAGGCGAGGAGGCAUGCCGAGGAGAAUGCUCGCGAGUUGUAUGAUCGGCAAUAUGGAGAGAGGGAGAUGUAUGAUCCAGGUUGCGAGAUGCAUGAGUCGAUGCGGGGCUAUGGCUAUUGA